AUGGCGGGGCCUGUUCGACAGGCAAUAGACGUCCAGCGUCUGGAGCGAUACCUUUGCGACGCCGUUCCAGAGCUCCGCGGGCCGAUAACCCUGGGUCAGUUUGGCUUUGGUCAGUCAUGUCCCACGUACCUGAUCACGGCCCACGAUGGAAACAAGCUUGUCCUACGCAAGAAGCCUCCAGGGGAAAUUGUAUCCAAGGCGGCGCACAGAGUUGACCGAGAGUACAAGAUCUUAUCUGCCUUACAGGCAACUGAUGUACCCGUGCCCAGGGUGUAUACGUUUUGCCAGGACGAUGGCGUUAUUGGUACGCCGUUCUAUAUUAUGGAGUUCCUCGAUGGUCGGAUCUUCGAGGACCCAGCCAUCCCAAAUGUAUCGCCACAGGAUAGGUCCGAAAUAUGGCACGAGGCAAUUCUGGCACUUGCCAAGCUCCACUGUGUUGACACUGAAGAGGUUGGGCUUGAGAAUUACGGGUCGAGGAGGGACUACUUUCACCGUCAAAUCCAGACCUUUAGCGGUAUCCAUCAGGGACAGGCGGCAGUUGUCGACAGUGAUACAGAGCAGGCUGUCGGGGAGAUUCAAGGCUUCCAGAAAAUCCUCAAGUAUCUCCUGAAGCCCUCCGCACAGCCCGAGGACAGGGCGUGCUUGGUACACGGUGACUUCAAGAUCGAUAAUCUGGUCUUUCACCCUACUGAGAAUAGAGUAAUUGGCAUUCUCGACUGGGAGAUGUCCACUAUAGGUCACCCGCUAUCGGAUAUCGCAAAUCUGCUCAUGCCCUUUACCUGGCUACUACUGCGAAAUGCGGCGGCCGCAGUGACUAUGACAAGGCUGUCGCCCGGGUCAUUACCGGGCCUCCCGACACGGGCACAGAUCCUGGAGCGAUACCGCGAAUACACAGGGUAUGACGCGCAGGCGAGUUUAAUCUACGGGGGUGCAUUCGUGCUGAUGAAGAAUUGCGUCAUCCUGCACGGGAUGAAGGCGCGGGUUGCGAGGAACCAGGCAAGCAGUGGAUAUGCGGGGCAGUAUACCAUGUAUCUGGACAGAGUUGUCGAGUUGGCGGUGCGGGCGGUCGAGAUUGGGGAGCGGCUGCUGGAAGGUGGCACUGCAAAGUGGCAGGGGAAGCUGUGA
Molecule: messenger RNA, 1125 nt
Organism: Aspergillus calidoustus
Lineage: Eukaryota; Fungi; Ascomycota; Eurotiomycetes; Eurotiales; Aspergillaceae
Source: the annotation of a GenBank genome assembly